AUGGCGCAUAGCGUCCUCCAAGCCGCUCGUCGCGGCCCGUUGCACCCCCGCUUGCUUGUAACGUUCGUGUCGCUCCUCGCUCUGCUCCCCGCGGCUUGCUUUGGUGCCACGCGUGGGGUCACGUCGGCCACGCGUUCACGUGCGCCAUCUCCCAGAGUGCAGUAUGGUGAUUGCAUCUUCGCCCAUCAGCCUGGUCUGUAUGUUACCAACGCAAUCAUCAACUACACCUCGCAGCUCCUCACCUACUCACCCCACCAUCCAUCCGCCCAGCCCGAAUCCCAUUCCCGGCGCCCCUUCCUCCGGUCCUCCCCCGGACCCCCUACUCCCCUCAAGCCUGAUGAUUUCCCCACCCGGCCUCACCACCGCACUCUCUUCAGAGGGGUAGAUGAGGCGGAAUCUGGGGUGCUGGGGAGGGGUGGGGAAGAGGGAGAAGGGAAAGAUGUAGAAGUGGAGGAGGUAGAAGGGGAAGAGGUAGAAGAGGAAGAGAGAAGCGGGGAGCUGGGAGAAGGGGAAGAGGCAGAAGAGGAAGAGGGAAGUGGGGAGGUGGGAGAAGGGGAAGAGGAGAUGGUGCAGGUGGUAAAGGGAGUGGUUGGAGACGGUGCUUGGAGUGCUGCUCAUGCCUCAACCUUCACAGCUCCUGUUGGUGCUGGUGCUGUUAGUGGUGCUGGUGCUGCUAUUGGUGGUGGUGGUGGUGCUGCUGCCAGUGGUGGUGGUGCUGCUGCCAGUGGUGGUGGUGCUGCUGCCAGUGUUGCCGCUAGUGAGCAGCAAGCAGCACUGGAUGGGAGUUCCUUUGGACGCUACAACCUGACAGAGGCACGCAUAUUCCUGGCGCACCUUGCAGGGAAGGAAGGGUGCAUGUUUAACCGCAUAGCCCCUACCUCUGCACGUGGGGUUGACAUUGGCAAAUGGGUGUUUAGCCUCUGCACGUGGGAUUCCCAUUCCCAUGCCUCGAUCCGAUUCUACAUCAUAGCCUCGGCCAUGCAGUAUAAUGGCAGUCACACCGCCAUGCCGCAUCACAUUGGCCACCAACCCUCAUGCCCAGGUCCCUUCACCCUCCCACCCCUCCCAACUCCUCUGCACUCCUCCCAAACUCCCUCCAUCGCUCUCCACCCCCUCACAUCCCUCCAGGUGUGGGAUAGCUUUAUCAUAGCCACGGCCAUCUACCAACACUACAGCGGCAGCAUCACCGCUAUGCUGCAUCACAUCGCCCACCAACUCUCUACUGACUGGCGACCCCUCAUUCCUGCCUGGGCCUCCUGCCUUGGGGAUAUUGCUUCUCCUGCACCUAAUUCUGGCGCUGACGCUUCUCCAGCAUCAACCCUUUCUCCUGCUCAAGCUGUUGCCUACCCAGCUGUGUAA
Messenger RNA from Closterium sp. NIES-65, 1359 nucleotides. The record is from the annotation of a GenBank genome assembly. NCBI's taxonomy places the organism in Eukaryota, Viridiplantae, Streptophyta, Zygnematophyceae, Desmidiales, Closteriaceae.